ACACAGGCCUCAGUUGGUGCACAACGCGUACUACAACAUAGUCGCGUCAAGCAUGGCAUUUACGUGACUGCAGGCACUGCUUAGUUAUGGAAUUUUAGAAAACACGUUUGUUAAACAAGGAUGUGGUAUUGCCCGUUCUUUCUCGCGGAUCGACGAAAUCAUGGAUUAGUUGAUAUCGUUGAAAAACUGUGUGAAAUAUCACUGGUCAAUAUAGAUUCUUUGCUUGCGCGACGGGACAUAUUGAGCAGCUAGACCUCAAAGCAACAUCUGUUAUGGCUGGACAAUUACAUGUACAUUUAAGGUUAUUCUCCUUUGCAUUUAAAGCUAUGUUUAUAAUUGCUGGAGUUGAUAUUGCUCGUGAGGAACUUUUAAAAAUAGAAUUUGAGCCGAAUCCUAACGAAAUUGUUUUAGGCAAGCCACUCACAGUGAAGUGUGAACGGACCGCUGGAGCAGUGUCCCAUGACGGCGCUAGUAUUUUCCUUCAUUGCCCAAUAGCUCCCUGGAAUUCUUUUUGCUUCCAAAACUGUAUAUCCGCUUGCGCUGGUGAGGAUCCAGGCAGUUGUCCUUAUGAGAAUCAAUUGCGUCAUGUCACUUGCCGCACAGUCGUGUCUCAAGAUGGACACGUAACUAACGAGUACACAGUAGAGAAGGUGACAGAAGAAUGGCUUGGUUUGGAGCCUGGUGGAAGCAGACGUGAAAACGGGUUUUAUUGUAAAUCAGUCGGAAUGCAGACACCAGAGGUCUGGUUAUCAAUUAAAACGACACAUUCGCCGGAACCUAUAGAGCGUGAGAAAUCACCUAUGAGAGUCCCCAUGUCUUCAUCUUGGACAGAGAAUCACCUGGUUAUCACUACCGCUUCAAAGUUGGAUUUAAAUGUUCCCGGAAAAACUAGGUUCGGAUUGUCCAUGACUAACAUGGGAUUUAGAACCUCCUAUCAUUUUCGGGAAAGCUUGAUGAUUCUUGCGAUUGCUAUCAUUUUUCUUUCCCUUACGGUCAACGUUUUCUGCUGCAUCCGAUGUGCUUUGAUCCGGCAAUACACAAAAAACAAAGAAAAAGCAAGGAUGCAACACUUGUUCUGCAUGGCUGAAGAGAUACGAUGUGCUCGUCGUGGUUCUCGUCAUCCCGAUGAGUCCCGGAAUACAAAUUACACACAAGUAAACAGCGGCCGGUGCUUAAUGAAAGGAGAUGCCAACGCCUUUAAUAAUAGCGACGUUCCGAUUCAUCCGUUAUCCGGAAAUCCGGCGUAUUAUGUGCCUGCAGAAUUCCUGUACAACGCCACUAGUUAUCCGGUUGCUCUCAACGACACAAGGUCAAGCACUGCUGCACGUAGUGAGUUUUACGACGGAACUGCAAACGAGAGUGUAAGAACUGCUCCGGUUAUGAUCGGUUCUGCAAAUUCGGGCACCCCGAAUCACAGCCUGCAUUACGAUCAUCGACACAGACAUUCGAAAAGGUCUUCAAUAAUUGCGUCCACCGGGUCCGAGGAAUCACAUCUAAUUCCUACACAAAACCAGUUAGCGGCUGCAGUUGCUGCGUACUGUGCACAACAAAGACAAAAUUUGAAUGAGUUGCAGCAACAAUUACAGAUGGACGAAUUAAGCUUACAAAGCGCACAAGCCGGAUCUUGUCCUGGAAGUAUAGGUAAACCGGAAACUUUACUGAUAGAGUCUCAACAACUCUCUUCGUCACAUAAGAGCACCCUACGCAGAAACAGUACAUGCAAGCAGCCCGUAUCUUUGGUCGGUGAGCAGAUACCGCCGGCACUGAUAUGCUCAACUUGCGCAAAACCAAAUGAUGGAGGCGAAGUAAUCCAGACACCAACUAGACAUGGGAACAUCGUAGAGAAAUAUUCACCUAACGUACCACAGUACAAGCAAACAAAUGGACAACCUGUUUUCGAUGCCAGCAGCGAUACCCCAUUGUUACCGACAAUAUGCAUCGCUUCUAAUUCACAAAGGCCAGUAGUACUUCCGUUAUGGAACUCCAAUGCUUAUCAGCAAACUAUUCCGUCAUGUUCGCUUUCGUCAUCUGAUAGUGGGACAGGAACAGGAAGCAUUGUGCAAGAGGUGGCCGGUUCAUGCAAGCCAGAAGCCCUCGAAGAUGGUGGUAGCGAUUUGCAUUCAGAAGUCACAUAACUUCAGCUGCAUGACAAAGUGUAUAACAAUGUCUGCUGUUAAAUUAACCGAACAGUGGCACAAUGAUAACGCACAAUUAAGUUAAUGUGAAUAAACCUUAAUUCUUCU
This is a messenger RNA of Dicrocoelium dendriticum, 2243 nucleotides long. The record is from the annotation of a GenBank genome assembly. Lineage: Eukaryota; Metazoa; Platyhelminthes; Trematoda; Plagiorchiida; Dicrocoeliidae.